AUAUCUGCUGCGGUAGUUUGGGCCAAGCAACUUCAAUACAAGUUAACAAAGUUUAUACUAAUGAUGAUGAUAUUGGUUGCUCCAUAGUUAAAUACUCUUACUCCUGAGGCAAGGAAAAUUGCAUGCGACAGCUUAGGGCAGCUGGGCAAACCGUUCUAAUUGCAACGACGAACCGAUGUAGUAACAGGCAUGCGCAAAAGCUGCUUACAGUGGCAAGGGCUGAUGAGAACUCGGGCAAAUCCUCGCCGCUCAAGCUGGUGGUGGCGAGUCGGGACGUUCCGGCGGGGCGGGAGGUGCUGAUGCCGGCGGGGUACGGCGUUUUGUCGGGAGUGGGCACGGACUGCUACGGCGGCGGCGGCCGCCGACCCUUCACAGCCGCGCGCCGGCGCCAAGGCCGUCACUACUGGCGCCGGCGCCCCCAACUUGGGCCCAAGGCUCCCUCAGCAGCUUCAGGGGCCCCGGCAAUCACUCCUGUGGGCGUCACGGCAUCGCCUGGAGCACGGGCCUGCACCGCUCCUGUGGCGCAGCCGACAGCGGCUGCUGCGCCCGACGCCCACGCGGUGGAGUGGCUCUCCUUGUCGCCUGCUCCGCAGCCGCCACAGGCUAACGGCCGUGUGUGGGCCACAGGCGCCGCACCCGCCACGGGUUUGCAGCAGCAGCAGCAGCAGGGCGAAACAUCGAUCUGCAGCGAGGCGGCGGCGGCGCUGCGGCAGCAAUGCUCCCCUCGCUCGUCUCCGGAGCGCCGUAUCAGUGGUGCGGCUGGUGCGGCUGGUGCGGCUGGUGCGGCUGGUGCGGCGGGUGCGGCUGGUGCGGCUGGGAGCAGGGCGCGCAAUGGCCAGCAGCAAGCACCCGCGGCGCUGGUGGGUGGCACCGCAGCUCCUGCACCAGGGUCAGCAGCAGCUGCUCCUCCAGCCGCACCAGACCCAGAAGCCGCCGCUGCCGCCAAGGUGCCGACGACGGGCACGAGCUUGGACAAAGAUCGUGGCGUUGGUGACUCUAAUAGCCGCAACCAGGGCAGUCCGGCGGCCGGCGCUGCUGCUUGUGCAAGUGCUGGCGCCGCCGCUGGCGAUGGCGGCAGCGAUGCGCCCGACCCUGACGCCAGCGCUGCGGGAUUCGGCUCACCAAGCCCACUGCAGCCGGGCCGGCAGCGGCAGUCGGGACUGGGCGGCGCACUACACAAAGCGGCGGAGCAGGUGUCAGCGCUGGAGGCAGACCUGGCGCAGGCGCUUGCCGGGCGGGGCGGCGGCGCAGAGGGCGAGGGCGGAGGCGGCGACGGCAGCCGCUGAGGACGCCCAAUAGCAGGACGAGCACGAGCGAGAGUUGUUGUGGAGCAGGUUGCGGGCCGGGCAUGUGGAGGUAUAGGCCAGGGAUGCGGAGGUGGCUGAGCUGAAGACGAAGGUGCAGGAGCAACGUGGUAGGCUGGAGCGAUGGAAAAAGCAAGGGCAAGCACUGGAACAGGCGUUCGGUGCGUUUGUGCAAGAGGAGGACUGAUGAUCAUGAUGGCCAGCGUGGGUGUUCCCAGGGUAUCGGAUGAGGGACUGGAUCAGUGUCCUAGCAUAUCCUUUGUGGUGUUAGUGCCGCAAAAUGCGGUGCGGUGCGCCUGGGCCCUGGGCACGUUUUGUGCUGACGGAGCGCAGCACGCAAGCGGGGGUUGCCGGAGAGCUCAGGUCAGCGCAGGCAUUUUGGUUCGUGUGCAUAUGAAGUGCAUGUCUCCAUACUCCAUACAUACUAUUUCCAAGCGUAUGGACUUUCCGUGCGAGUGUUUGUGCAGAAGGACUGACGACCAUGGGAUUCAGGUACUGGUCUGCUGAAGGCAUGCAGGACGAGGCUGGGGCCUGUACAAUAUUGUUAGUCGGGCAAUGUGUUGACGCGUUGUGCAGGCGGCUGCUUCUGAGGAGGCCGAGGCAAGGCAGCAGGCUCCGGAGCGGGCGCAGGCUAAUCGGACAGAGGACUGCAGGAGGCGCUAACGGAGGCACGGGAGGCGCAGGAGCGGGAGAGGGCAGAGUGGAGGAAGCGGGCAGCGGAAAAGGAGGCGCCCGUCGAGGAACUGACGUGGAAGCAGGCGGUUGAGCCAGCAGAGGUGAGGCAGCAGCUUCAAGAGACGGACGCGGCCCUGACCAGGAAGGAUGAUGCUGUCCGUGCGUUUAUGCAAACAUGGCCGCCAAGGUAGAGCGGACUUGCAAGUUGGGGAAGUUAGGUAGGGGCAGAGGCAGGGGAGGCAGAAUGAUGCAGGUGCAGCCAGUGAGUCUUGUGAAUGAAGGCGUAUGCUGGUAAGGUUGGUGCAGAAUGGUACAGCUUGUUACUGACCGGUAGACGGUAGUGGACUUUACUAACAUGCUUAGGCACGGGACAUUAGGCUUGUACAGCAGGGGUUGCACUGUGUGCAGAGGUCAAAUGGACCCAGUGCUCGUAUCUUCCGUCUACACUG
This is a messenger RNA of Chlamydomonas reinhardtii, 2428 nucleotides long. RefSeq lists its product as uncharacterized. The record is from RefSeq and is a predicted model, not a curated record. Lineage: Eukaryota; Viridiplantae; Chlorophyta; Chlorophyceae; Chlamydomonadales; Chlamydomonadaceae. The transcript is spliced from 3 exons. The coding region runs from base 123 to 1286 and encodes 387 amino acids.